Molecule: messenger RNA, 1446 nt
Organism: Aspergillus heteromorphus CBS 117.55
Lineage: Eukaryota; Fungi; Ascomycota; Eurotiomycetes; Eurotiales; Aspergillaceae
Product: oleate delta-12 desaturase
Exons: 3
Coding region: 130-1308 (392 amino acids)
Biological process (GO): lipid metabolic process
Molecular function (GO): oxidoreductase activity
Source: RefSeq, a predicted model, not a curated record
AAAGAGAAGACCCUUGCGGGAAGGUUUGGACUUUGGAGAAAAUAAAUACUAAAUAUUACCUCUCUGCAGUCUACUCCCAUCUCCAGUGCGACUGACUGACUUUUUUAAUCUCUCUCUCAAACUCUCAUCAUGGCUGAGCUACGCAAGGUGCCUGCCGUCCAGGCUGUGCCCCUCGAAGACGACCUCCCCACCCUCAAGGCCAUCCGCGACGCCAUCCCCGCCCACUGCUUCGAGUCCUCCGUCGUGACCUCCCUCCUCUACCUCGCCCGCGACAUCUGCUACUGCGCCAUCCUCACCUAUGCCGCCUUCCACAUCCACCUGCUGCCCUCCCUCCCCCUGCGCGUCGUCGCCUGGGCCGCCUACGGCUUCCUCCAGGGCUGCGUCGGCACUGGCCUCUGGAUCCUCGCCCACGAGUGCGGCCAUGGCGCCUUCUCCAAGCACCCGACCUUCAACGACUUCGUCGGCUGGGCGGCCCACUCCUUCCUGAUGGUGCCCUACUUCUCGUGGAAGUUCACCCACGCGCGUCACCACCGCUACACCGGCCACAUGGAGAAGGACACCGUGUUCGUGCCCUGGACCGACCACCAGCUGGCCGAGAAGAAGAACGUCCGCAUCGAGCAGCUCAAGCACCUGACCGAGGAGACCCCCAUCGUCUCCUUCCUGCAGCUGAUCGGCCACCAGCUGUUCGGCUGGCAGAUGUACCUCUGGCUGAACGUCACCGCCGGGCCCAAGAGUCUGCCCGACGGCCGCAGCGUCACCGGCAUGUCCAGCCACUACAACCCCUUCGGCGAGAUCUUCAGCCGCGCCCAGUGGGUGAGCGUCGCCCUGUCCGACCUGGGGCUGUUGAUCAUGGGCUCCGUGCUGUACUACGCCUCGACCCAGAUCGGCGGGUGGAACGUGGUGCUGCUGUACUUUGUGCCCUAUCUGUGGGUGCACCACUGGCUGAUCGCCAUCACCUAUCUCCAACACACCCACCCCGAGGUCCCCCACUACACCGCCGAAACCUGGACCUACACCAAGGGUGCGCUGGCCACCAUCGACCGCAGCAUCGGCUUCAUCGGCCGGCACUUCUUCCAUGAGAUUAUCGAUUACCACGUCGUGCACCACCUGUUCAGCCGCAUCCCCUUCUACAAGGCCGAGGAGGCCACCCGCGCCAUCCAGCCGCUGCUGGGCGAGAACUACCACGAGGAGAAGGAGGUCAGCUUCCUGUACUCGCUCAUGGUGACCUUCCGCCGCUGCAUCUACGUGUCGGACGCGGGCAAGGCCAGCGGCGUGCUGCACUUUGUCCUGGCGGAUAAGGCGAAAUAAGGGGAGGAUGGUGUGGCAGAGCCGGGUGGGGUGUGUGUGUGUGUGUGUUCUGCUGUGGAUCAUCCAUAUAGACGGCAUAUAGACGGGGACGUGGUAUAGAGUCGAUAGAGUGUAUUUAUUAUAGAAUUGCGUGUUUCA